AUCAUGACUCUUGAGGAAGUUCUGAUCCAGAAGCCCACCGAGCGUGCUCAGUGCACCGGUAAAGCCCUGGAGGAGGUCCUGGUGACCGCUAAAGACAACGACUCCAUCACCGUCGGUGUCUACGAGUGCGCAAAAGUUAUGAAUCUUGAUCCGGACAGCGUGUCUUUCUGCGUCCUGGCCGUGGAUGAGGAGUAUGAGUGUGACAUCGCUCUCCAGAUCCACUUCACCCUCAUCCAGUCCUUCUGCUUCGACAACGACAUCAGCAUCGUCAGAGUGAGCGACGUGCAGCGUCUGGCUGAGAUAGUUGGAGACAAGGCGGAGCAGCUUGAAGAUGCUCACUGCGUCCUCAUCACGAACCCAGCUGAAGGGUCUUGGGAGGAUCCCACUCUGGAGAAGCUGCACCUGUUCUGUGAGGAGAGCCGGCGUCUGAACGACUGGGUUCCUGAGAUCAGCCUGCCCGGCCGUUGA
Scomber japonicus (chub mackerel) is the source of this 468-nucleotide messenger RNA. It is a transcript of the gene gadd45gb.1, whose product is annotated as growth arrest and DNA-damage-inducible, gamma b, tandem duplicate 1. The transcript is spliced from 3 exons. Gene Ontology annotation, biological process: regulation of cell cycle. Lineage: Eukaryota; Metazoa; Chordata; Actinopteri; Scombriformes; Scombridae. The record is from RefSeq and is a predicted model, not a curated record. The coding region runs from base 4 to 468 and encodes 154 amino acids. Gene Ontology annotation, cellular component: cytoplasm; nucleus.